AUGAGUGCAUCUGCUGAAACACCGUCUGCAUCGUCAAGGGCGGACAGCAGCCGGCGCCGUGAGCGAUUUCGUGGCGUUGGAAGAGUGAAGCGCGAUGGAUGGUCCAAGAUCUGAGCUCGCAGCGUCGGUUUCAACGACGACCCUAAUCUCCAUCCAGUUGCUCGCUGUUCCUGCCCGUGUCACUGUGCAGUGAGGGACGAUGUCUGACACUGCUGCUGCUGCUGCGGACGGCGGCCGGCAGGCGAGGUGAAUGAAUGAGAGGUGUCAGGGGCCUGAUUGUUUGUCAGCUCAUCGUUCACUCGUCUGUGUGAGAGAUAAUAGGCCAAGCGAGGCCGCUCCGCCGAGCCAUCUGCAGCUGCUGCAAGCGAUGAGGAUCAGCGACGCGCCGAAAGGGAGAGGGAACUCAGGCAGACCAUCACAGACACGGUAGAGCAAAUGACUCAGACAGUCUGAAUGAAGCACCUGACUCACUGUCGGCUAUCUGUGUGUCUUUGCCUUUGCGCAGGAUGGUCUUGUCAACUGCAUCACGGCCUUUCUGCCGCUCUAUCUGCUCGGCCUGCUGUCCAACACGGCCUGGGAGCACACAGCGCCCACACACACACACCUCACCAUCGACAGCACCAACAGCAACGAGCGGUCGGUGUGGCAGCGGGUCCCUCUCGCUCUCGUCACCCAAUGGGCCAACAAACUCACUCGGCUGACGACAAUUACUCUCCGCUACCCCGUGGGUAAGGCUCUGUGGUGCAUCGACGUCUUCAUCACCGUGAUCGAGGGCCAUGUUGCCGGCCGGCGGGCUGCCAACAUGAAUGGCGGCACCCUGCGGACCAUCACAUUGCAACGGACCGUGCGAUUGGCUGAGAGGGAGAUGAGUACCGUCGGCCGACCACAGCAGCUACCCCCUGACCAGAUCGCGCCUUUCGUCCCGCCUCCAUCGCUCGAUGCGCUCACGACCGUCACCGGCGUCCUCGCCGAUCAUCGCGGCCUGGCUGACAGAGGGUGGCGGAUGCCGUCACUCGAGACAGUGGAGCAGCAGAGGUGGGGGGCCGAUGAGCUGGGCAGCUUCAUCAGCUCGUCACAGUCACUGCACCACGUGGGCGGGAGGCUGUGGGCAGUCGGCGAGCACUGGGCGGCGGUGUUCGAGCGCAUGCCUGAGGCAGCUGCUGGGCAGAGAGGUCCCCUUGCAGGUCUGCAGAGCAUCGGCACCAUCGAGCUGGCGGCCGGCGAUGCUAGCAUCGACCGGGCGCGUGCAGCGGUGGACAGACUGCAGGUAACUCACCAGCAAUAGAUGCACGCGACAGACAGGUCUGGACGGUGCAAUCUUACCAUAUGUGUGUGUGCUGUUGCUGUGUGCUGUAGGCGGUGCUCACAUCGCGUGGCUGCCGCCAGUCACUCACUCAGCUGACGGUGGCGAUCCAACGCAGCCAUAUCGACAGUCGUGUCCUUCCCCUCCUGCAGUCCCUCGAGUCGCUGCACAGCUCGUGCUGCCGAGCCGACGCCAACGUCGCCUUCGAGUUCCGAUGUGUCGACGGUUUCGACCUGUCGCUGUUCUACAGCGACCACUUUCCCCUCAACCCCUCCCCCCUCGUCAUGAUGGCCAUCCAGGCGGCCGCAAGGAACGCGGGACAGCUCAACUACGACAUCAGCCAGCAUGAUCUCACUCACCCCGUCGACAGCCCCAGCCAGGCGGCCGUCGACAUCGCCAAGACACUCACAUUCGACAACGUGGAGGACGUGUGGGUCCGCAAUGCCUUUGGCUUCGUCCCCCCUCCCAACACCCCCUCGCCCCGCCCCGCCAUCAUCCAACACCUGCAGCAGCUCCCAAGAGCCCGAGAAUUGAUCAUCGACAGUGCUCUUGGCGGUGCUGCGGGUCAGCUGCUGGCAGAGAAGAUGCCGAACAAGGUGGAGUCGCUGUGGUUCUUCUCAGCUGUGAGUGCAGAGGACGGGAGGGGCGUGUUAGAGGGGCUGGGGGUGGGGAGGGAGGUGGGCAAAGUCGACGUCGGUGACUGGGAGGUCAGUCUCACUGAGGGUCCAUUGGACGGCUGGCGAUCGGCUAGCUUCCCGUCGAUCCAAAACAUAGACAUAUGGGUGCCAGGUAUGCAAUUUCUGCAACAAAGGAUACUGGCUGGCUCAUCUUGUGUGUGUGCAUUGCUGCCGUGUGUGUGUGUUGUUCCUUCCUCAGUGCCCGACGGCUUGGACCCCCCUGCUGCUGCCGAGCGCAUCCGCGACGGCAUCUCAGCCAUCGCCGGUGCCGUGCGAGGCCUGCAGCAUUUGACCGCGCGUGUGUUUAAUGGCGUCGACGCCGUUCGCGAUGCCAUUGAACAGCUGCUCCCCACCGGCACGGAGCUUAGCAACAACUUCACUAUCAACGCACGGGACCUUGAUGACAUCAUUUACCUGACUGCAACGCGUCGCUUCUAG
Molecule: messenger RNA, 2418 nt
Organism: Vitrella brassicaformis
Lineage: Eukaryota; Vitrellaceae
Source: the annotation of a GenBank genome assembly